AUGGCUUUCAAGUUGGUCGCACUCGUCUCCUGCUGCCUGGCAGCCGCAUCCGCUGGCAUCAUUCCACUGGAGCAUCACGAACAGCAGCAGCCACAACAUGUCCUGUAUCAGGCUCAGCCCCAGCACCAGCCCCAGCAUGUGCUCUACCAGAAGGCACAUGAUAUCCAUGCCCACGGACACGAGGUCUACCCGGAUGAUCCCCAUCCCAAGUACAACUUCGCCUACGAUGUGCAGGAUGCCCUCUCCGGAGACUCCAAGAGCCAGUCAGAGUCCCGCGACGGAGAUGUGGUCCAGGGCGAGUACUCGCUGGACGAUGCCGACGGUUUCCGCCGCACUGUGAAGUACACCGCUGACUCGGUGAACGGAUUCAAUGCCGUCGUCCAUCGCGAGCCACUGGCUCAUGUGCACCACAAGGUGGUGGCUGCUCCAGCUGCUGUUCAAUACCACCAUGCACCGACUGCUGUGAUCAAGACGCCCGUGUCUUAUGCCGCUCCGGCUCCCACUUAUGCGGCACCCACCUAUGCUGCUCCAGCGUACACCUCUCCCGCUUACACCGCCCCCGCCUACGCCUCUCAUCAUGAGCAGCAGCAGCAGCUGCAGCAGGAGCAGGAGCACCAGCACCACUAUGCCACCUACGAGACUCCCGCCCCCGCCCAUGCUGCCCAUGAGGCCCAUGAGUAUUACCAUCACCAGUAG
Messenger RNA from Drosophila persimilis, 696 nucleotides. It is a transcript of the gene Ccp84Ac, whose product is annotated as cuticle protein 19.8. The transcript has 2 exons. Gene Ontology annotation, cellular component: extracellular matrix. Lineage: Eukaryota; Metazoa; Arthropoda; Insecta; Diptera; Drosophilidae. Bases 1 to 696 code for a protein of 231 amino acids. The record is from RefSeq and is a predicted model, not a curated record.